AAUGAAAUACAGAAUCCACCCCAUCCUCACAGCAAUAAUCGCCCCCUUAUCACACCGAGGGGGUGAGUGUGUGUAUGUAUGUGUGUGUGUGUGUGUGUGCGCUCAACGGUGCAACAGUUACGCACGACGCGGGGAGAAACUGGUUCAGUGUGUCUGUCGGUCGGGGGUGACAAAGAGUGCGCGCGGCGGGUGGAGGAGGCAAGAUCCCCCGCAAAAUGGACCCGUCUGCGGGUCGGGAGAGCAGCUGGUGGCGAGCGAGAGAGAGAAGAGAAAAGAGACGAGCGAGGAGCAAGCAGCGAGCGCGCAGGCAGGGCGAGCUCUCGCGGGGCGCACCAACCAAGCGCGCGGCCAUGUUUUUCGGUCACCAUGAAUGAAGGAGGGCGGCCGAGCGAUUGUGCGUCGGCCAGCGUUUGACAGGACGGACCCUUUGCGACAAUAGCGCCAGGCCGACUUGGCAUGCGUCCGCCGUUCCUGGCUCCAGCAGCACCGUAGGCCUCCUCUCGGACGUGUGAGCCGGCUCCGAUCAUGCUGUUCUACCGGCCCACUCCGGGGCCGCCGGGUUCGCCCCCUACGGCCGAGCCACCCUCCCCAGAGCCAACUGAUACACAAUCAGUCGGCUCUAAUUCGUUAUCGCGGGGACUGGGCCCCCAGCAGAAUAGGACUUGGGCCCUCAAAUCCAUGGCCACGGGCAUUUCAGUUCUUGGACUGGCUUACUGUCUUGUUCAGGCGUUGCAGGUAGCCGGCGUGCAGUACCUGGCCACCCUGACUAGCGUGUCCCUGCUGGCCUUCCUGCUGAUGUACCUUAUGUGGUGUGCGUCAAGCAGACGACGCCACCAAAUGCAUAAUAGUGGUGUGGAAAGCGGCAUUGAUUGCGAGUACCAAACGUCGUUGGCGGCGGUAGGACGCGGCGGCGGUGUAGUGGCGCCACGCGGCGUCGCUCACCACUUAUCCAUGCCAAGCUGCUCAUCCUCCGUGGACCUACACGACGCCGAGCUGCUGAGGUCGCUGGCUGCUGCCGGCGUCUACGUCGGACCUGCCGAGUACAAACCGCCCCGCGCAAUCACGCCACCCCCUAGCUACGAGGAGGCUGUCAGAGGCAUGCCGCCCCCGGCGCCGCCCGCUCCUCCCGGCCUGCAUCAGCACCUCCACGGCCAGCAGCCGCAGCACGAGCCGCCCCUGCCUGAGUAAAAUAAGAACGUCAAACACCAACGAAAAAGCUUCAUUCUGUUCCUUUUUGGGGAGCACUAUGUGGUUUUAUUUUCUGCGCAAGCCGUUUUGUUCUGACGAGUUUUCUUCUCAGUGCAGAAUUGACUGUGUUAGCGUACAGAUUCUAAAGAGCGAUUUCUAUUGAUUGAUUGAUUGAUUGAUUAUAUAUUGAAAUCGAGUCGAAACCCCACUUAUAUUAGUUAUUGUGACAUUCACACAAGCAGUCAGCUUUAACAAGGACAAUUUUAUCCGCGCACCGUGUCAAAUAGUGAAUACACUUAAAAUACACAUCCUCCCAUUGUCAA
This is a messenger RNA of Cloeon dipterum, 1511 nucleotides long. RefSeq lists its product as uncharacterized. Bases 526 to 1188 code for a protein of 220 amino acids. The record is from RefSeq and is a predicted model, not a curated record. The transcript has 4 exons. Lineage: Eukaryota; Metazoa; Arthropoda; Insecta; Ephemeroptera; Baetidae.